AUGGCCACUGGCGCAGCAGCACCCGCCGCGCGCUCGCUCUCGCCCUCGGACUCGCUCGCGUCGUCCUCAUCAAACACGGACGCAGACGGCGACUCGAUCAUCAACGAUGCGGCAGGCGCGACUGCGACAAACACUGCGUCGUCCUCCGAGUUGCUCGAGUAUGUCUUGGGCGUCGCACGAGCGGGAGGCGGAGGCGGACACCCAGCUGCCUCCUCGUCUUCACCAGCACGACAGCGCGGAGCAAAGGGCGCGCCUCUCCCGGCUGGCCCGGUACUCACGUUCGGUCCACGACUCGGGUACACGUACUUUGCGCAACCGGCGCCGCGCGCAGAGGCGCUCAAUGCGCUCACGCCUGGAAGGGAGGGCGACGGAGGCGAGGAGGGCAUCUACUGGUUCUCGGUCGACGACCAGCUGCUGUACUUGAGCUUCUUCCAGGACUAUGGACCCCUCAAUGUCGGAUGCCUCUACCGCUUCUGUCUCCACCUUCACUCGCUCCUCUCCUCCCCCGAUCACGCCCACCAACGCAUCUUCCUCUACUCGUCCGACGAGCCGGACAAGAAAGUCAAUGCGGCGGUCUUGAUGGCGCUUUAUGCGAUGGUCGUGAUGAGGUGGAGCGUGGCGGAUGUCUUGCACCCGCUCAGCAGCCUCGAACUCCAACCCUACCGCGACGCCGGCUACUCCCGCGCCGACUACCACCUCCACCCCCAAUCGCUCCUCUACGGGACCCACCGCGCUCUCUCGCACACGCUCCUCGACCUCUCAACCUUCGACCUCGCCGCGUACGAACACGCCGAAAAAGUCGAGACGGGGGACUGGAAUUGGAUCACCCCGGGGUUCGUGGCGUUUGCGAGUCCGGUUGAGAGUGGGUAUCGUGAGGGCGUGGUGGGGAGAGGAGGGGGAGGGGCGCAGGGAGGGAAUGGGAAACUGAGUAGGGCGUUUAGGAAUGUGUUGGACGAGUUUGAGAAGAAGGGGGUCAAGGUUGUCGUUAGGCUCAACAAGAAGCUCUACGACGCCUCGCACUUCACCUCUCGCGGAAUCGACCACGUCGAGAUGUACUUUGACGACGGGACGAACCCAACGCUCGACAUGUGUCGCCGGUUCAUCGACCUCUCGGACCGGAUCAUCUCGGCUGGCGGAGCGGUCGCGGUGCAUUGUAAGGCUGGGUUGGGGCGGACGGGGACGCUGAUUGGGGCUUAUCUGAUCUACAAGCAUGGGUUCACGGCGGACGAGGCGAUCGGCUUCAUGCGCCUGAUGCGCCCCGGCUCGUGCGUCGGCCCGCAACAACACUUUCUCUACGAGAACCAGUUCGAGUGGGUGCGCUGGGCCGCGCAGGACGAGUUGCGUCGGGAACUCGAGAGCCAGCGCGGGCUCGUUGGGAAGGAGCUUGCCGCCGCUGGAGCUGGUGCGGUCGCGUCGACUUCGGCUGCAGGCGAAGCAGUUGGUCGCCCUCUCACACCGCCGAACGAAGCGGACCUCGAUCGAGCGCGGAGCAAGACCCCCUCGGCCUCUCACGGCGCACCCGUCACGCCUCGCCGCCAAACGGGAACCGUACCGGGCCAACCGCGCAAGACGCCUGGGCGGUCGAGGCAUGCGGUUGCGGAGCCUGAGCGGGUCAGUCCGGAGGAGAAGAGCGCGUUGGAGGAGGAGGAGAGGAUGGAGGGGGUUGUGUUGAGUAGUCCGAGGAAGGGGAGGGUGUCUGGCAGCGGAGGGGGAGUCAAGGGCAAGGGGAAGGGACCGAUGCUGGAUGCGGCAGCGGAGGAGGACGACGAGGAGGACGACCCGCUCGCGAUGGUUGUCGUCCCCUCGAGUCCGAGGAAACUCGGUCUUGCUCCUCCUGCGCGCAUCAACGGCUCCGCGACAGCCUCGACCUCGUCCGCACGACCGCCGCCUCCCGCUCCGCCGAAGACGCCCACUCAGCCUCAGUCGACUCGACCGACUCGCAUCGCCCGUCCCGCAACUCGACCGCUCUCCGCACUCGCAGACAACCGCAUCGUCGACCGUAUCGGUACGACUCGGUCGUCCGCCCGCAACGGAGGAGGAGGAGGCGCGACGACCGCUUCCACAGGUGGUGCAGCGGGAAUGGCACGCUCGAAGGCUGCCAAGAACCUCAACACGGUGUUUGAGGCUACGACCGGUGGUGCAGCUGUGGGCGCCUGCGCAGCGGGACAGACGCGGUACCCGUUGCGGAACGGGCGGACGACGAGCGCAAGUUCGGCGUCGUCGAGCACGUCCGCGGGCUUGCAGCCGCCCAACAGCCCUUCGAAGCUGCCGCAGUCUCAGCGCGUGCUGGGCAAGCGCGACACGGGUGGACCUGGACGAGGGAACGGCGCCGCUGCGAAUGGCUCGUCGGGGACGGCGGCAAGCGCAGGGUUCAACCCGGCUGCGGCGGCGGCGGCGAGCGCUGCGGGAGGGAACGGUGCAGGUCUUGGAAGGAAUGUCAGGCGGAGACGGAGCAGUAUGGGCAGCCAGGAGACGGUAAAUGCGGGAUGA
Rhodotorula toruloides NP11 is the source of this 2490-nucleotide messenger RNA. Its product is annotated as cell division cycle 14. Gene Ontology annotation, molecular function: protein tyrosine/serine/threonine phosphatase activity; protein serine/threonine phosphatase activity. Bases 1 to 2490 code for a protein of 829 amino acids. The record is from RefSeq and is a predicted model, not a curated record. Gene Ontology annotation, cellular component: mitotic spindle; spindle pole; centrosome. NCBI's taxonomy places the organism in Eukaryota, Fungi, Basidiomycota, Microbotryomycetes, Sporidiobolales, Sporidiobolaceae. The transcript is spliced from 6 exons. Gene Ontology annotation, biological process: regulation of exit from mitosis; protein dephosphorylation; microtubule cytoskeleton organization.